CAACAAGGUCCUCGCGCUUUUCCAAGUCUUCGCAAGCAUCCACACCAUUGGGACAUCGCAGACCAUCGCAGUGACGCGCUUUGCGCUCUGCAUGUCGCAUUUUCGAAUUUCCCCAACGACGGCUCCCAUUGCCGCCGAGUACGAUAUAUCGAGCUCCCUGGGCAAACACUCUCGCCCUCCCUGGGAGCCCGAGACGACGGGAGCUGUACGCUACGUGUAAGAUACAGUACAUUUUCCAUCACACUUGAACAGUGACCGUUAUUCCGGCAAGCGACCGAUCAUCAUCGACAGAAACUAUGGCCCACGACACUCGGCGAAAAGCCCUUCAGCGGCUUGCUGCUCUCGCUGCGACGAACUCCACAACGUCGUUCGACAAGUCCGAUCUUGACAGGUUGUGUAAGGCUGCACCAAACCGAACUGGUCCCCUGUCCGCUACCGUCAACGGCCAUGCUGCCUCGCUUCCCAAGCCCGAGGUUGGCAGAAUACCCAUGACCAUCCGCGAGUAUGAGGUCCUCAUCGCUCUUUGCAAAGCAGCUCCCGGCCUGCAGACUCCCCAGAGUGCCCAGAAACUAGUCCGUCAUCUCGUGCCCUAUCUCAUGGACGCCCACGUCCAGGCAUUUGCUCCUUCGCCUUUCUUCCGGAAGAUUGAGCCCUCUCCAACCGAGUCUUUGAGCUUCCACGUUACCGCUGCGUUGCUCUCUCUAGGGGCCCGUCAUGCUGAUGUCCAACAAACCAUAUCCGACAACAUCUCGGCCUUCCUCAAUGCCUGUGCCUAUGCGACAGAGAGUGUUUCCCGGGCUGACGACGAUGAUCCGGCGGCUGUAGAGGAUGCCAUCCGGACCGCCACUAUCGCUAUCGCCCUCUUGGGCUUUCUGAAUGCUGCCUGUGCUCAGGCCGAUUUCUGGCGGGCGGGCGGUCGUCUCGGGCUUGUGACUCGAGUCCGGGACCUCCUCUCCCAGCCGUUUCUGGUUGCCGUCGAGGCUGCCUUCUCGACCAUCCGUAAUUCGCACUCCCAUGACCGCCCUAUCAAGGACUGGAAACGAUGGGUGCGCCGCUACGACGAUAUCGACCGCCCUCUGGGCGCCAUGCUUUUGCAGCGAAGCUUCAUGAGGUUGCUCGUCGCUGCGACAUCGCUCUUAAUCGCGGAGGAAGACGCCCUGCGGGGAUCGCACGUGCUCGACGUCAUAAUGUCUGGGAAUGGCCUGCGCCGGCCUUUGACUGCCCGUAGUGCAGAGGCAGACUUUCGCUCGGUCGAGUUCUACGCUACCGUCGCCAUUGACCAGAUGAACUACCUCGAGUCGAGCGCCGAUUUUGACAGUCUGUCUCCGCCUAAGCAGAGACUCGCCUUCUCCGUCAAGGCAUGCGCCUUGAUCAGCUAUCUCAACGCAUGCACUUUGAAUGGAGAUGCUGCUGACAGCGAAGUCCUUAUGGCUUGGCUUGAGGAUGCCCUUGGAGAUGCCAUAGGCAUGGCUGAUGAAGAGCUCGCAACGGUAGUCCUUAAGUCCAUGGCACUGCUCUGUAGGGUAUCGCCUUCCUAUGCCAUCAAUGUCAGCAGGCUUCUUCCUCGGUUCAUAGUCCAAAGCGGUGCCACAAGUCAGGUCGUUGCCGUGGCGUCCAAGUCGCUCGCAUUUGUGCUGCGAAUGCUCUCCAAGGAUGCCGUCAUCACCACACUCUACACGCUCGGCAACGUUCUGAGUUCCGGUGACGACCGGCCUGUUACAAAAGGUACAAACGGCGACUCACGGCUCGACGGCCAUGAUGGCACUCACGUCUACACUGGCAGGCAAUCGACUGGCAGUUCCAUCUCACUGCAGGUAUCCGGCGAGGAGGAAUCGUUGAUCGUCCAGGGCAACGUUGUGCAGGCGGUGUGCGAGAUUGCCGGUGCCUGCAAAGACGAGAAGAUCACGGGUCUUGCCCAGUCAAUGCUUGCGCAGAAGAUUGUCAGGUUAAGUAGCCCUAUUGAUGCUCGGAUCAUCACUGGCGCCGCUGCCCUAGCCCUCAGCGGCGGCCAGUCCGAAUUUCGCUACCUUCUCAAGAGGUAUGCCGUCGCUGCGCAUAGCGCUGUGCUGGAAAACAACCAGGGUAUAUUGCAAGCUAUCAUGGGGGCCCGGAAUUACCUCUCUGCCAAUGUGCAGAGAGAGUCGCCCUUGUUUGAUAUCUACCUAGAACAUUUGCUCGAUGGCAUCAUCUCGCAAGGCGAUGUUCACGCGCAACAGAGCCACCACGCCAAGGAGUCGGACGUAGAGCUGGCUGCCCGCGAGAUUGCUCAAUUGCUUCCUCCCCUCGCCACUUUCAUGUCUGUCAAUCCCACGGCGUUUGACGGCUCCUCGGACGAUGAGACUCGCUCCAUGCUUCGCGAUGCCUGGUUCAAUAUCGUUGUGCACGGGUUCAGCCCGGCGUCUGACCGCGGGAAGCAAAAUAUCAAGCACCUCCGCAUCAUGGCUGUUUACUCUCCACCAUUGGUAUCGGAGAACCGCGGCGAGCAGGAUGAGAGUGACAUUGACCUCAAUCCUAUUCUCCGCAGAGGCGAGAGCUCUGAUCGGGAGUCACUGCAAAAGAAGCUUCUUAUCGAGCUGAUACCGGCUCGAAGCAGCGAGAUCAGGGGACUCAGCUACCGCAAGACCAUCUUUCUCCAUGCUGCCUAUCUCCUUGAAAGUCUACGCGCCGACGCCGGCGACUGCACCAAGGCGCUAUCAUACUUCCUUGAGCCCAGCACACGGCGAGGAGACGUGGGCAGGACCAUGGAUGGUAUUAUGAACGCCGUCGUGGACCGGUACCUGAUCAAAACCGUCAAUGCCGCAAAUCCCGCCUUCUCCGCCCAGUACGCGGCAACCCAGCUAGCAAAAAUCUUCUGCAGUUGUUGCCAUCGCAUCGAGCGAGUCCAGCAAGCUGCGUUUGGAUGCGCCGACCGACUAAUGCAGGUCGUACCGUCGGCGCUCUGCCAACGCUCGUCCCUUUUUGCCUUGCUUGAGCUUCUCUCGCUGAUGUGGUCCAGCUGUCUGGAAGCAGAGACGGAUCGGUACGAGCCUAGGACCACUUUCGAGUCCUCAAAGUGGGACGUUGUUGUCGAACUCUCCGACGACUACCAGUUCAGACAGCUGACUCUCGAGAGUCUGCACAAAAAAGCCAAGAGCUGGCUGGCAAGCGCCAUCAAUAUCGCUCCCGCCGAUGUCAAGGGACUACUGCAAACUUACCUGUCCGAGUUUGAUGACGAGAGCGCCUACGGCCACAUGUCCCUCGGCAGGUCGUUUGCUGUCGAGGUUGGCUCGACCAUCCCGUCGACUGAUCAGAGACUCUCGUCACUCGACAUGCUCAGUGAAUACUCCAUCAACACGGCGUCUGACUUCAUGGCGCAGUACACCACGCGGCAGGAAUACCGGUACUCUGAAGCGCUACCCGAUCACAGCUUGGAGUGGCUCAGCUUCAUGCGCUUGGAUCGCAGGGCGUCAUUUCUGCCAUCGUCCGAUAGUGAGAGUGCCGAUGCUAUAACAGCGCUUUCUCACAUCGAGCGGCGUAUCCUCGACCGGAAACCCACCUCGCUCGCCGACGUAAGAGAUAUUCUUCGUCGCGCUGCUGCCCUCCUUUGUCGCAGCGAGCACGACGAGUGCUCUAUCAUCCACUAUCUCGUGAGCAUCCCGUUUGCCAUGUUUACGAGGCAGUCAAUCAAGCUUGGCAUCUCGCUCUGGCUCGGCGUCAUGAACGAGAACCCAAGGAUGGAAUCUCGGAUCCUGGCCGAGAUUGUGCAGCGGUGGGAAUUUAGUGUACAAAAAAGACAAGGUCUAUUCAGCCCUACCAUCACCAGCCCCGACCCCUUCUUCCUCAGGCAAGACUUCGCACCCAGCGACAGCGCAGCCCUCUCCAAGCGUAAGCAACUCGUCCACAAUCUGCUAUCGCCUCAUUCUCGUCUCCUGCAGUUCCUGAGCAGCCACUACAAUGCCACCCGCUUGGGAACUCCUGAUACUCAUCACUUAUUCCUCCGUCUUCUUGACGUCACGUUGGACGCGGUGAAGAACUCGACCCCGCACCCAAUGGCUAGAGAAAUCCGGUUCCAGGUGGUGCUCUUUGGCCUCAAGGUGCUCAAGACAAGCACCACGAUGGGCGCGAUCGCCCAGUACCGACUAAAAGACCUGAUUCUCUCGGCAGGUCUCGGCUGGUUCAAGGCGCCACCACGCUGGUCCUUUGGAAGCAAUAAUCUCCAGCUCAAGACCGAGAUUCGGUUAAUGGAGGAUGUCUUGACAGCUUUGGCGGAAACUUCCAGCAUCGGCGCACAAUCUGUGGGCGGCGCAAUGAAGAGUCUUGCGCCCAAGGAGAAGCUGCUCGCGAUUCUCUUGGAGAGUGAGCAAUCGCGACUGCACGUCUGGGUUCGCCCUAUCGAAUCGGGCAGACCGCAAUCAACAACGUUCCAUCACUCGAGCAAGGAAAGCGCCUUUGAGGCCGCAAUCCAACCGCUUAUGCGGACAGCUUGGGCCGAGAACCCUUCCAUAGCAGUGCAUCUGGCGAGCAGGUUCCCAUAUCCGCGGAUCCACAAAGAGGUCCGCUGGUUGCUGCUGAACUUCCCCGCCAAGGCCGCCUCAGAGCCCGAGGCGAUCCCGAUUCUCAUUGACGGUGCCUUGCCCGAGGAUGUCAACUUCCAGCUCAAGUACCUGCUUUUCUGGGCGCCGGUCAACCCCAUCACCGCAGUGACGCUCUUUUUACCGGCAUAUCGGCAUCAUCCUUACCUGAUCCAGUAUGCCAUGAGGGCACUGGAGAGCCACUCAGUCGAUGUGACCUUCUUUUACGUGCCCCAAAUCGUGCAGACGCUUCGAUACGAUGCCCUAGGCUACGUGGAGCGCUACAUCCUGGAGACGGCUCAGUUUUCACAGCUCUUCGCUCACCAGAUUAUCUGGAAUAUGAAGGCAAAUGCUUACAAAGAUGACGAGUCUCAAAUUCCCGAUGAUAUCAAGCCAACCCUUGAUAAGGUCAUGAACGACAUGGUGAACAGUUUCUCUGAUGUUGACCGCGAGUUUUACGAACGCGAGUUUGCCUUCUUUGAUGAGGUCACCAGUAUCUCGGGCAAGCUCAAGCCGCUGAUCAAGAAAUCGAAGCCCGAGAAGAAACAAAAGAUUGAGGAAGAGCUGCGAAAUAUCAAAGUCGAGAUUGGUGUCUACCUGCCGAGCAAUCCCGAUGGUGUGGUUGUCGGCAUUGACAGAAAGUCUGGCAAGCCCCUGCAGAGCCACGCCAAAGCCCCGUUCAUGGCGACGUUCCGUAUCAAAAAGAACAAGGGUGGUGUGGAGGAGGCCGGCGAGGCGCUUGAGGAGAGCAUCAAGGCCAACAGCAACGUGGCCGCUCAAGCAAACACUAUUGAAGUGUGGCAGUCUGCCAUUUUCAAGGUGGGCGACGACUGCCGGCAGGACGUGCUGGCUCUCCAAAUGAUUGCCGCCUUUCGCGGCAUCUUCCACAGCGUCGGCCUCGAUGUCUGGGUGUUUCCCUACCGCGUUACAGCCACCGCGCCCGGCUGCGGCGUCAUUGACGUGCUCCCCAACUCCAUCUCCCGCGACAUGCUCGGGCGCGAGGCCGUCAACGGGCUGUACGACUACUUCGUGUCGAAGUACGGCAACGAGGAUUCCCUCCGGUUCCAGCAGGCGCGCAACAACUUUGUCAAGAGCAUGGCGGCCUAUUCGGUCAUUUCGUUCCUCCUCCAGUUCAAGGACCGGCACAAUGGCAACAUCAUGAUUGACGACGCCGGGCACAUCAUCCACAUCGACUUUGGCUUCUGCUUCGACAUUGCCCCCGGCGGCAUCAAGUUUGAGCGGGCACCCUUCAAGCUCACCUCGGAGAUGCUUGCCGUCAUGGGCGGCAGCCCGGACCACCAGGCCUUCAAGUGGUUCGAGGAGCUGUGCGUCAAGGCGUUCCUCGCGUCCCGGCAGCACACCGAGAAGCUGUCUCAGAUUGUCCUGCUGAUGAUGGACAGCGGGUUGCCCUGCUUCAAGCCGGAGAGUAUCAAGCAUUUCAAGGAGAGGUUUGUCCUGGAGAAGAGCGAGCGCGAGGCGGCCGAGUUUAUGCGCGGAUUGAUCAAGCGCAGCUAUGGCAGCUAUUCGACGGGAAUUUAUGACCAGUUCCAGUUGUUGACCAAUGGGAUUCCGUACUGAUAUUGUUUUGGGGGUCUUAGGAGUUGACGGGGCUUUCUUACUUUAGUUUGUAUACAGAGGAAGCGCACGACAAGGUACUAUAAGCGGUUAUAGAACUAUAGGAUAAUAUAUUUUAUGUGUAGGAC
Molecule: messenger RNA, 6253 nt
Organism: Canariomyces notabilis
Lineage: Eukaryota; Fungi; Ascomycota; Sordariomycetes; Sordariales; Chaetomiaceae
Exons: 6
Coding region: 297-6128 (1943 amino acids)
Biological process (GO): phosphatidylinositol phosphate biosynthetic process; phosphatidylinositol-mediated signaling
Cellular component (GO): plasma membrane; cytoplasm
Molecular function (GO): 1-phosphatidylinositol 4-kinase activity
Source: RefSeq, a predicted model, not a curated record